Messenger RNA from Mya arenaria, 1704 nucleotides. RefSeq names its product sialate O-acetylesterase-like. The record is from RefSeq and is a predicted model, not a curated record. Gene Ontology annotation, biological process: carbohydrate metabolic process. The transcript has 9 exons. The coding region runs from base 1 to 1548 and encodes 515 amino acids. Gene Ontology annotation, molecular function: sialate O-acetylesterase activity. Lineage: Eukaryota; Metazoa; Mollusca; Bivalvia; Myida; Myidae.
AUGAUUGUUAAUGUGUUAGUAUUGUUAAGUUUCGUGUCAAAGGUUUUAUCAGCCCUUAGUCUGGCCUCAUAUUAUGGGGACCACAUGGUGCUGCAAAAAGGCCCAUCCAGAAGCCAGUUGUGGGGUUAUGCAGACACUGUUGGGGUCACAGUUACCGCGCAAGUGAGGCCCGGAGGGGACCCUGUGCACACAAAGACGGUUCUACAUCAGGGCCCCGGUAUGGUUAUCUGGAAAGUGAUGCUUCCUGCAGAAGAUGGAGCAGGCCCUUACUAUAUAGAUGUGACGUCAAGCGAGAGCAACGUUACCAUCAAUGACGUCAUGUUCGGUGACGUCUGGGUCUGCUCAGGCCAAAGCAACAUGCAGUUCACACUGAGUAUGGUGAACAACUUUAGUUCAGAGAUUGCGGACGCCGAAAACUACCCAGAUAUACGUUUGAUGACAGUUGAUCAACAGUGGUCCGCAACCCCAAAAUUUGAUAUUGAAGACAUUGAGGAGAACUGGACAAGACCAAAUAAAGAUGCUGUAGGUCAUUCAGACUGGACGUAUUUCUCAGCUGUUUGUUGGCUGUAUGGAAAAUACCUUUACCAGACUUUGAAUCGACCGAUCGGAUUAAUUGCUUCUACAUGGGGAGGUACUCCUAUUGAGGCAUGGUCCUCAAAUGACGCAAUGCGCGUGUGCAACACAACAUCAACCAAUCACAACUCGGUACAUGCAUCGAUUGCUCCCCAAGACAAGCCCACGCAGCUUUGGAAUGCCAUGAUCCAUCCUCUGCUAAAUAUGACCAUUUAUGGGGCUAUUUGGUAUCAAGGCGAAGCCAACGCUGGGGCACCGGAUAGCUACGCCUGCAGGUUCAAGGCAAUGAUUGACGACUGGAGGUCAAAGUUCGAAGAAGCUUCAUAUGGUCAAACCCACGCAGUAUUUCCAUUUGGAUUUGUUCAGCUUGCCCCAAACAAGAAUGAGUCCUCCAUGGUAAAGGGAUUCCCUGAUAUCCGUUGGCACCAGACUUACGACGAAGGUUAUGUCCCUAACACAGAGUUGCCCUCUGUGUUUAUGGCGGUUGCUGCUGAUUUGCCGGACUUCGAUUCGCCUUUCGGCAGCGUGCACCCUCGAGACAAGCAGGAUGUUGCCCACCGACUCGUGCUAUCCGCUCUACAAGUUGCGUACAACAACACCUCAAUGGGACGUUACCAAGGCCCUAAAAUCUCCGCCUACUUCAGUGAUAUAGGAUACCAUACGUUGAGACUGGAGUUUGACCAUGGAGAAGGGUUGGGUGUGGUUGUUAAUAUGAAUUAUACCGGAGUAGGAUUUGAGGUGUGCUGUUCCCGUAAUAACCAGUCUAAGUGUGAUGGCACGGACUCCAAUUGGCAACCCGCUCCAUUGAAGGGAAGUGACAAAUAUGGCGUCACCAUGGGCUCAUGUGUAGAUCUAUGGACCAUGGGAGUUCGGUACUUGUGGCGCGAGUCGCCGUGUGGGUUUAAGAACUGCCCUGUUUAUACAAAAGAAAAUGAUCUUCCAAUGGCACCAUUUAUUGUCAACGGGAUAUUAUAGGGAAUAUAUUCCUCUUGUUAUAAAUUAAACGCCAAAUUAAUAGCAUACUUUAUGUAUUUACAACCUGUUGACAAGUUAGUUUUGUUAAAUUAUUUAGGAUGUCGAAACAUCUGUUGCUUGAAUAUCUGUUUAGGAAAUAAACGUCGAAACACAAAA